GCUCGCAAAUUUCUCAUACCAUCUCCGCCUUUGACCCCGAACUCGAGGUCAAAAUGACGACCUCGCCACCCGGAGGCGGCAUUACUGAUGAGCCAUGCGCGUUGUUUUUCGAGACCCUCUUUCGAGAGUCGAGUGUUGAGCUAGAAAAGGCGGAACCUUUCGCUAGAUCACGAGAAGAGAUCGGGUCCGUUGCUGUUGUUGGCGGUGGUCACCCCGGCGAUGGCGAAACUGAUGCAGGGCCGCUCUUGCGUUCGUGCCUGAACCGGCCUGAAUCCCAUUCGGCUCUGGCCGCGCAGGUGGUGACGAUAGAAGAGGAAGAGGAAGAUGAGGAGGUGGCGAUCAUUGCUGAUCCCAGGUAUGCUUUCGCCGGAUCGCCGUCGUGCUUGUCGCGGGCAGCGGCGGACGAAGUGGCGAGACCGAUGCAGGGGCUGGGCGAGGUGGGGCCGGCGCGCUUCCUGAGGAAGACGUACGAGAUGGUAUCGGACACAAGUACGGACCGGUUGGUGUCGUGGAGUUCGAGCCGGGACAGCUUCGUGGUGUGGGACCCACACGAGUUCUCGCAGCAGAUCCUGCCUCGAUACUUCAAGCACUCCAACUUCUCCAGCUUCAUCAGGCAGCUCAACACUUAUGUGGGUACUCCCUUCGAACGGGAUUGUGUUUUUUUGUCCUUUUUUUCGCUUGAAAUUUUCCCCAUUGAAACUACCACGUCAACCAUGACGUCAGAAUACCCAUUAAAGAUUCAUCUUUUCACCGGAUUUGUACUUGAGUGCUUUUCUCCAAUGGGCUUUAGGAAGAAGCACUUGCUGAAGAACAUAAGGAGGAGACGCAAACUCAGCGAUCAAACGAAAACAUCGAGUAGUACUGUUGCUUCGGAUUACCCAGAGGCCGGAAAGAAGGCUGAACUUGAAAUGCUUAGGAAGAACCAGGAAGCGUUGAAGGCUGAGAUCCUGAAACUAAGAGAAGAGUGGGAGCACUCGCGGCAUGAGCUCAACCAGGUCACCGAGCGGAUUCGCUAUGCCGAGAGCGGGUAUCAGCGGAUGCUCCUCUCCAAAGCGGCCAAAAGCCCAAACUUUGUCCGGCAUGUAAUCCAAGAGAGGAGGCAGAAGAGAGAAUCAGAGGCUUGUGAAUCGACCGAGAAGAGCAAAUUUCUUGGUCCCGAUAACAAAGCCACCAAAAGCUUGCUCGAAGUAAGGGAUCACAAGAUUCAAAACCCGAAUUUUGAGUGCCUGAGAAUCGGUGAUGAUUCGGCACAGAUGGAGUCUCGGUCAGACAGUGUUUUACCGGUGGAUCUUGAGACCGUUCAGAUGCACAACCUGUGGCCUCCUCCGAUGGGUGGUGCGGAUUUCAGGGUGAUGCAGGGUCAGACACCCGCUCAGAUGGCCGGAGCUAGUCCGUCAGAUUUGCCUUCAGUUUUCCAUGAGAUGUCGGAGAAGCUCGUCAGAGACAACAUGGUCGUAAGCGACGAUGCGAUGGAUGACCAAGGAAUCUAUCUUGAGCUGGAGGGUCUGAUUUAG
Molecule: messenger RNA, 1514 nt
Organism: Eucalyptus grandis
Lineage: Eukaryota; Viridiplantae; Streptophyta; Magnoliopsida; Myrtales; Myrtaceae
Product: heat stress transcription factor A-2
Exons: 3
Coding region: 54-1514 (486 amino acids)
Biological process (GO): regulation of transcription by RNA polymerase II
Cellular component (GO): nucleus
Molecular function (GO): RNA polymerase II cis-regulatory region sequence-specific DNA binding; DNA-binding transcription factor activity
Source: RefSeq, a predicted model, not a curated record